Molecule: messenger RNA, 3735 nt
Organism: Yarrowia lipolytica CLIB122
Lineage: Eukaryota; Fungi; Ascomycota; Dipodascomycetes; Dipodascales
Biological process (GO): endoplasmic reticulum to Golgi vesicle-mediated transport; retrograde vesicle-mediated transport, Golgi to endoplasmic reticulum; intra-Golgi vesicle-mediated transport
Cellular component (GO): COPI vesicle coat
Molecular function (GO): structural molecule activity; protein binding
Source: RefSeq, a predicted model, not a curated record
AUGCCAUAUCCUGAUUCCACUCGUAUACUAACCCAGUUUGAAUCAAAAUCUUCCCGAGCCAAAGGCCUAGCCUUUCACUCGACCCGCCCCUGGGUCCUGGUCUCGCUCCACUCGUCCACCAUCCAACUCUGGGACUACCGAAUGGGAACCCUGGUGGACCGGUUCGAGGACCACGAUGGCCCCGUUCGAGGUGUCGACUUCCACAAGACCCAGCCGCUGUUUGUGUCCUGUGGCGACGACUACAAGAUCAAGGUCUGGUCGCUACAGACCCGAAAGUGUCUCUUCACUCUCGUCGGCCACCUCGACUACGUGCGAACCGUCUUCUUCCACCACGAGCUGCCCUGGAUCAUCUCGUGUUCCGAUGACCAGACCAUUCGAAUCUGGAACUGGCAAAACCGACAGGAGAUUGCCUGUCUCACCGGCCACUCGCACUACAUUAUGAGUGCUCAGUUCCACCCCUCCGAGGACCUGGUUGUGUCUGCCUGUCUGGAUCAGACCGUGCGAGUGUGGGACAUUUCCGGCCUGCGAAAGAAGCACUCUGCCGGCGGCGGCGUGUCUGCUGGCGGCGCAGGCUCAUCCAUGUCGUUCGAAGAGCAGAUGAUGAUGGCUGCUCGAAACAGCGGUGGUCCCGGCGGCCCCGGCGGACAUCCCCAGCAGGGUGGCCAGGACAUGUUUGGCAACCAGGACUGUAUUGUCAAGUACGUUCUUGAGGGCCACGAUGGUGGUGUCAACUGGGCGACUUUCCAUCCCACUCUGCCUCUCAUUGUGUCUGGUGGUGACGACCGGGUCCUCAAGAUUUGGCGAAUGAGCGACACCAAGGCCUGGGAGGUCGAUACCUGCCGAGGCCACACCAACAACAUUCUGUCGUGUUGUUUCCACCCCUACCAGGACGUGAUUGUGUCUGUGUCCGAGGACAAGACGAUCCGAACCUGGGACCUGCACAAGCGAACUCUCAUCAAGCAGUUCAAGCGGGAGAACGACAAAUUCUGGGCCCUCACUGCUCACCCCAACAUCAACCUGUUUGCUGCUGGCCACGAGAGCGGUAUCAUGGUGUUCAAGAUGGAGCGAGAGCGACCCGCCUCCACCAUUGACGGCAACUCGCUGCUCUACAUGUCUAAGGAGAAGCAACUCAAGCUGUUUGACUUCAACUCAGAGCAGGACAGCAUGCCCCUGGUGUCUCUCAAGAAGUACGGCUCGCAGUAUUCACCCAUUCGGUCUAUCAGCUACAACCCUGCUGCCCGGGCUGUGCUGCUGCUCACCAAGGACAAGGACCAGUUUAACUACAACCUGGUCCAUCUGCCCAAGGACGCUGCCAGCGGUGGCAUUGAGGCCACCGAGGAAAUUGGCGGCAACGCUGCUCAGGCCGUCUUUGUGGCCCGAAACCGAUUUGCCGUCUUCAACAAGAAUGCCCAGACCAUUGACAUACGGGACUUGAGCAACACCACCACCCGAACCAUCAAGCUGCCCAAACAGGUCAAGGAUAUUGUGGUUGUCCCCGGCUCGUCGGGCCAACUUCUCCUGCUGGGUCCUUCCCACGUCUACCUGCUGGACGUUGCCCAGAAGACCAUUGUGGCCGAACUUGCUGUGUCCGGCGUCAAGUAUGUCAACUGGAGCAAGGACGGCAAGCACGUGGCAUUGCUGACCAAACACACCGUGACCAUUGCUUCUGCCACCACGCUCAAGUUCAUUUCGUCUCUUCACGAGACCAUUCGAAUCAAGUCCGCGUGCUGGGACGACAACGGAGUGCUGCUUUACACCACUCUCAACCAUCUCAAGUACACUCUGCUCAACGGCGACUCCGGCAUCAUCAAGACUCUGGAGAACACUCUGUACAUUGUGCGGGUUAAGGACCGACGAGUCUACUGUCUGAACCGAGCUGGCGAGGUGGAGGUGGUCCGAAUCGACCCCACCGAGUACCGGUUCAAGCGGGCGCUGGUCAACAAGAACUUCUCUGAGGUGCUGCGAAUCAUCAAGUCGUCCAACCUCGUGGGCCAAUCCAUCAUUUCGUACCUGCAGAAGAAGGGCUACCCAGAGAUUGCGCUGCAGUUUGUGCAGGACCCUAAGGUCAAGUUUGAUCUCGCCAUCGAGUGCGGCAACCUGACCGAGGCCCUGGAGCAGGCCCAGAUUCUGGACGAGCCCUCGUACUGGACGCUGCUCGGAAAGGAGGCUCUGUCGCAGGGCAACUUCCGAAUCGUCGAGCUCGUGUACCAGAAGCAGCAGCUGUUUGACAAGCUGUCGUUUGUCUACGUGCUUGCCGGCGACUCGCCCAAGCUGCAGAAGAUGGCUGCCAUUGCUGCCCACCGAGGCGACGGCGCCUCCAUGCUCCAAAACUCCCUGUACACCGGUUCGGUAGAGUCUCGAGUUGAUCUUUUCCGAUCGGCCGGUCUGCUGUCUCAUGCCUACGCUGCUGCCAAGCACGGAGGUCUAGACGACGUUGCUGCAGAUAUUCUGGCCGAGGCCGGCGUUGAGGAGGGCGACGUGAAGAUGACCCUUGGUGAGGGUCUCAAGCCCGCCACUCCCGCUGUCCAGCAGCCUCUCGGCGACUGGCCUCUCAAGCAGACUUCCCUUUCCUUCUUUGAGCAAGCUCUGCUUGGCCAGGUUGAGGUUGACGAAGGCGAGGACGACGACGACGACGAGGAAGACGGAGUUCGAGCCGUCACCUCGGACAUGGUCGAUCUCGACCUUGAGGACGACGACGACGACGGCGAUGGUGAUGCUGGAUGGGACAUGGGCGACGAUCUCGACGUUGAUGACGUUGAGGUUGCUCCCGUUGCUCCCUCUACUCCCUCGUCCAAGGGCCACAAGAAGAAUGCUUCUGUGAACCUUGCCGCCACUUCGUCCGAGCCCGAGAACUGGAUCCGGGCUUCGUCUGUCGCCGCUGUGCAUGUCGCAGCCGGUUCUUUCGAGACUGCCGCCCAGCUGCUCAAUCGCCAGAUCGGUAUUGUCGACUUUGAGCCUCUGCGACAGCGGUUCAUGACCGUGUACGAGGCCUCCAAGCUGUACUACAAGUCUAACGCAGAUCUGCCUCCCCUGGAGCUCUUUGUGAGAGGCGCUCUCAACGACGACACCUCUCUGCCUCUUGUCCCCGGCUUUGACUCUCUUUCUUCCGAUGUCAAGGCUGCUUUCCGGCUCAUCCGAGCCAACGACGUCCCUGCUGCCAUUUCCGCUUUCCGUCAGAUUCUCUACACUGUUGCCGUCAUGCUUGUGCCCACGCACGACUCUGUGGACGAGUGCGAGAAGAUUAUUGACAUUUGCCGCGAGUACAUUGGCGCGUUUUCCAUCGAGCUGGAGCGUCGACGAAUCGCCGAGGAGGAUCCCAAGCGCAACCUAGAGCUGGCCGCCUACUUUACCAAGUUCAAGCUGCAGCCCGCCCAUGCUGGUUUACCCUGGCAGGUGGCCAUGACCCAGGCGUUCAAGCUCAAGAACUACGCUUCUGCUUCUGUGUACGCUGAGAAGUUCCUGGAGACCAACCCUGCUCCUGCGCAGGCCGAGAAGGCUCGAAAGGUGAAGCACCGAGCAGAUGCGCAGCCUCUAGACGCCAUUGAGCUGGACUUUGAUGUGACCGCCAACUUUGCUAUUUGUCCCCGGUCUCUCAAGCCCAUUUACCCCGGCGAUGCAUCUGAGAAGGAUCCUUUCACCGGAGCCGAGUACCUGCCCAAGCACAAGGGUCAGUUGGAUGUUAUCGGAGGUAUUUCUGCCAUUGGCGCUCCUUCCACCGGUCUCAAGUUGAUUUAG